Molecule: messenger RNA, 4622 nt
Organism: Protopterus annectens (West African lungfish)
Lineage: Eukaryota; Metazoa; Chordata; Ceratodontiformes; Protopteridae
Exons: 7
Coding region: 277-903 (208 amino acids)
Source: RefSeq, a predicted model, not a curated record
CAAACACACAACAGAAAAGAAGUAACGAGCUUUCUGCCCAAAGCACCAGGGAAACUUCACAAACUUAACCUGCUCAGGAAAAGAAAAUACUUGAUAUUUUUGUUAAGGAAAGAGAGAAAGAAAAAAAGGAGGAAGCGAACAGAAAACACUUUGUUGAUUUAUUACAAGAAUCUGAGAAGCAGAGGUAUUCUCUAACCUUCAUAUGGUUUCUAUUCCCACUCCAUGGUAGUGUGACUGUGUGACUCAGAAACUGAUCCUGACUGCUGGACCAGCAGAAUGAGUUCAGGACUGUCUCUACCAUGUACCCCUAAUGUCAGUUUCCGAAGGGCUAGCACCCCUAAGAGAGGAUAUACAGUUACACCACUGUACUUGCCAUCUGUGGCUCCUGCCUCAAUACCACUGUCUAUCAACCGAUGUGGCCCUCGUAUCAACCCCCUCCAUCCUCCAGGAAUCAGCAGAAGGACAGUGAGCUUGGAAACUCUAGCAGCCCAUCACCAGAACCAUCAGCGUGCUGUUGUCAUGAAGCAGAAGGAAUACUGUAGAUAUCACCAGAACUGGCAGAGGCCAUUCUAUGGUUCCAGAGCUGAGAAAGAGGAAUACAGACAUGAACUGCGUCAAAUUCUUCAGCGCCAAAUAAAUGAGAAGUGGAACUUACAGAGGGAAGCAAUGGCUUCACGAACUGCAGAGAGUGAUGCAGUAAGGGAAGUGGACCGUAAUGAACUGCUGCAUGAUUUAGAACAGCGAAGAAACAAAGCAAAUUUCAUGCAUUCAUUCCGGGAUGAAAACAAGAAGCUAAUGGAGUUGAAAUGGAAAGAAAGAAGAAUAGCAUCAGCCUGGGAGAUGCUGAAAGAUCGAGAAAUCUUGCAAUACCAACCCAUUAACUGGAGUGGGACAUUAAAAUAAUAAACCAUUCCUAUUUUUGUCUUAAGGAAAACAUUUACGACAGUGUGCUUCAAGAGUUACCCAUUUAUGUAGAGUUUUAAAUUAAAAUAAGUACUGUAAAUUAUAUCUUUAGAAGAGCAUUUUGAAAAGUCCUAGAAAACAUGCAAGCGAUGACUUUCUGAGGGUUGAGUUCACGAUUAGAUAACUUAUUUGGAAAAUAUUAUACCUUACAUACAGUCACAUUAAACACCACAACACUUUUUUGCAACAGUCUUCCACAUUUGAAGCAGAAGCUUCUGAAUAAAGAAGAAAGGAAUAUAAGCAUUUCUCUUUAGGAUGCUACACUGCACACAAGGCAAUCCAUGAGGGUCAACACUUUGUCUGAGGCUUUGCAAAAAGAUUUAACAAGUAAAUCACUAUAUGAUGAUAUCAGGAGUUCAGUUGGACAACGUGGUGUCUGAAAUUUGAAAUACUAACUUAUAAUGCAGGAUGUCACUGUAGUAUAAGGCCCUGCAUUCUGGGAGUUGGAUACUGAAAUAUAACCAGGAAUGUUCAUCCCCUGAAACAGGAUGUUAUUCUCCCAUAAUGGUUAUGAUUAUAAUGAGUCAUCCCUUAAAACAAAAAUCAUUGUCCACUUGGUUAGCUAUUCCUCUUACAUAGUUAAGAGGGUACAUUACCAUUUCUAUUAAUUUGAUAGUGAUGAAUGCAUUGGCAAAGGGUCUCACUUUCAGAUGAGAAAGAAAAGUGUAUUACAAUGGGUUUAUGGGUGAAUAUUAGGCUAACUAUCCUGAAGGGUCAUUUGCAGCUUAGUCAAUAACCUGAGGUUAGAAUCAAACCCUGUAUUUUGUGUCUAUGAGGAGAAGACCUUGUGGUACCGUUCCAUAGUGGAAAAUACAGUUGGUAAGUACUAGUCUAGCUGCCCUUGUGGGCCAUUUUAAGCCUAUCCAGCUUCCCUCAGUAAGAAUCAAAACCUUUACCUCCUUACUUACCUUAACCAUUAUGCCAAAAGGAAUAAAUAAUACCAUGUAUUGUUUCACAUUCAUCUAAUUAGCUGUGUAGCAGUUUAAAGUGUCAGAAGGCAAGCAGCAUAUUAAAGCAAUGUUCUUCUGCUUUAAUAUAUGGAGAUGCAAUAGUACACAGUAGUAAACCCCACCCCACCCCCCUCUGUUUCUUCUGUGGUACACAACAUGGGCUAAAUCUCUGCUUUUUUUGUCCAUAAAGUAUCAAACAGACAAAACCCAAAGUAUUUGACAACAAAUAGCAACAGAUUGCAGUUAUUUUAGAUCAGUACAGAGUGCAGGGAUACUUACUUGCCCCUCAGUACUUUCAUCCAUUUAAAAUCUAAAUUUCAAAGCUACAUAAUGUUGCUCCACAUGCACUAUUUUGCAGCAGUAAACUGGAUAAUUGUGAAACAAACUUGCCAAAGUAUGGUAAAUUUUAGAUGCAAACUGUAGUUCUGCAAAAGACUGGAAGAACAGAAUAUAUGUUCUGUACUUUGGUGAACCCUAGAUUAAAAUUCAUGAGAAGCACCAAAUCAGUAAAUGUGCUGGUCUAUUCAAGCUAAGCACAGGUGUAUGACUAGACUGGAAAAAGUAUGCAAAUGUGCAAACAAACAUACAAAACAUACACACACAAACCAUGCACCUACCAGAAACAUACAUAAACGCACAAAGUAUGUCUUUAGAUAUAUAAACAACACAAUAUGGUGCACGUAUUCUCUUACCACUUAUACGUUUUGUAAAUACACAGUACCCAUUAAUCAAAGCAGCAUAUUAUGCAGUCAUCCUGUCUUAGCUUGUAAUGAACUCACUCUCUUUCCUUUUUGUAGCCUCAUCCAUUCCUCACAUACCCCUUCAGGUUUUGAGGCAUAUCUUGAUGCCUGUCACAUCUUCCACCAAUGAUGACCUGUUGUGCUCCUUACCAGAUGAUCUCAGACAUACAUUUUUGCCAAAAAGCCCUUCCCUCCUUCAGUUUCAGAAGAAGAAAAACUUGAAAGUUACUUGUUCCAAGACGUUUAAGGCUAGACAGGAGAGUUUUAGCAUGGUGUAGCCAAGGACCAAGAACCAUCAAUAUGUUGGAGGCCGGUCAAGACGUCCAACAGUGGGAAGCUCACACUGAAAUGAUGUCUCUCACAUCCAAGAUAUCACAUGGUUGACAUCUGUCACUCCUUGCCUUUCUUAGUAAUACUAUUUACUUUGGGACUUGGGUCUCCAGCAUUCAUUAUAUAAAGUUGGAUCCUCUCUUUCCCCAGGACUGGAGAGCAGGCCUGCUGCUUCUUCAUCUUGUGCUACCAGCUGAACCUUCCAAUGCCUUGGGCUCAUAUCUGAAACCAUGUUACUGGAAGUUGUGACAAGCACUUUGCCUCAACACAAGCAGACCAUCAUUCGUCUCUCACUCCCAUGUACUCCAAGCCUCUAUCCUUCAUACUGCUUUCACAGACAUCACAAGAACAUUGACACUGUAAGAGUUUGAAGAGUUUUCUAGCUGUUUAACAAGCUUUCAUUUUAUGUUUGUUUCUUCUUUUCAGUCUUGUUAUAGAGCAAUGUAUUGUGCUGUCAACAUGACUAACAAACAUCGAGUUAGGGGUAUGUGACUUCUACUUUGCAUUUUAUGCUGCUAAUAAAACCAGCAUUAUACAAUCUAGUGUGCUACAAAUAAACAAUUGAAGACAAAAUAAUAAUUUUUCAGAAAACUAAACCUGAAAAAUAAUAAUAAUACUUUUGCAGACAAUGAAACCUAAAAUAUUAGGUCAGCCUCUUUGAUAUGAGUUUUUUUUGGGAUUGUCAUUUCUAGUGUCAGAUUAAAACAUAGGAACUAUGUGAUAAUACAGAUAAUCAUGAUUGAGUUUCCAGUCAUAACUUAUUUGUGUUCAAAACAUGGAUGUCAAGAAAUUCACCUCAAAUAUGGAGCAGUGGAACUUAAAAGGUGACUGUGAACCUUUUUUAAACACCUUUAAAUAAUCACAUUAUUAAAAAAUGGCACAUGUACAGAUACAUUAAUAAAAAAGGAAACAAUCCAUAGUAACAUUUUUCAUUAUUUCCUUACAUUACACAAUUUUCUUUUAACAAACAUCAUUCAGUCCAACUUUACCUAAAUUGUUUAAUUCCUGCUUCUCCUUAAACACUCCUCCUCCUCCUCCCAAGCAUUAUUCUGCAUGGAUUGUUCCCACAAAUUCCAUUUCUUUCCAUGCAAUGUGCACCUUCCAUUUUCUAAAGAUCCCACCUUGAGAGAUGAAUCACAAACCAAAAUAAAAUUAUUUGCAGUGCACUGAGCUUCAGCUGCUCCAAUAUACUACAGCUAACAGAGAAACAGUGUCAGCACACAAAGUGCUUCAAAGCUUUAAAAAAUGAUGAAACACAGUAAGGUCACUCAGUCAGUGACUAGAAGCUUAAAAGGGAGAGAGACAGGGAGGUAUAUUUAAAUUUUGUCUGGUUACAAAAAUGUGAAAUAAGCUGAGCUCCUAUACUUUUGGAUGUUGUCUGUACUGUAGCACAGGACUAGAGUUUAACAGCAAUGAAAGGUAUAUAACAAAACAUGGUAAGCACCUUUCUGACAUCAGAAAUGUGCUUAAUAAUUUGAUCUGUUCCUGAGUGCUGGAGCAUAAUCAUGACAAUGAAUGAAUGACAAUGGAUUUAUUUGUAAGUGUCAUGAAUGGCAAUGACUUUAUUCCUAAAUGCAUCUAUACUGCAUAUGUGUUAACUGUCAAAGGGAAAUAUGUAAAUAAAGAAGAUACACAAUGA